UUUAGGUGCGGUACGAUUCACAUUGCGUCAACUUCAAAAAAGUGUGACCAAAAGAAGUGUUKCGCAUCGACUCUGAGAAUGGUCACAAGCAAUGCAACAGCACAAACAAUACCAUACCUCAGUAUAAAGGUUGGACCCACAGAACAACAYACAAGACAGGAAGAACGCUCCAGUCGGAUCGAUGAGCGAAAAUACCGUUGCUACCGAAGAUCGACGGUCGAGACGGCGACAGCCACAACAGCGAGGAAASCCUUCGUUGCCGACGGAAGAUCCGUUGCCCCGGCAGUCCCUCCUGAUACGGACCACGGGGAUCGCGAGCGGAGGUGAGCGAUGGAGGAACGAUCGAAGAACCACCAACAAGUACGCGGCGAUAGCCUUUGGUGCGCUGGUGGUAUUUUGGGCUGUCUGUUUCGUGCUGCUGGCGGUGCGAGGAGGCGGAAAACUCCGUUUUGGCGAGAACCGGGAGGCCGCUGGGACGACAACGGUCGCGGCGCUGUCUUCGUCCAUGGUGGGCGUCCAUGAUAUAGCGGAGAAGUACCGUUCCGCAAUAGAACACCACCAGCGGGGGAAACUCAUUGCAGAGAUGCAACAGAAGCAACAACAAACUGUCGAGCGAGCCCGAGACAAUAUCUCCGGAAACAGGAAUCUUCGCAAGCCACUGCCUAGGAAAACCGUCUCGAAGCCCCAUUUGGUGUCUCGAAAGCCGAACAACGUUGUGGCGACCGCGUGAGUACUCGGACAGAAACCGAACAGACCUCUUGGUUUUNGAUAGCCUUUGGUGCGCUGGUGGUAUUUUGGGCUGUCUGUUUCGUGCUGCUGGCGGUGCGAGGAGGCGGAAAACUCCGUUUUGGCGAGAACCGGGAGGCCGCUGGGACGACAACGGUCGCGGCGCUGUCUUCGUCCAUGGUGGGCGUCCAUGAUAUAGCGGAGAAGUACCGUUCCGCAAUAGAACACCACCAGCGGGGGAAACUCAUUGCAGAGAUGCAACAGAAGCAACAACAAACUGUCGAGCGAGCCCGAGACAAUAUCUCCGGAAACAGGAAUCUUCGCAAGCCACUGCCUAGGAAAMCCGUCUCGAAGCCCCAUUUGGUGUCUCGAAAGCCGAACAACGUUGUGGCGACCGCGUGAGUACUCGGACAGAAACCGAACAGACCUCUUGGUUUUUAGUGGUUGUCACACCAUUCUGACAAACAACCUUUCGUGUGUUUGUUCUCUCUUUUUCGUCGCACGGGACGUGUUUUGCUGUGGCCUGCAUCGUGCCGAAACCAAAACAGAGACGUUCGCGGAAACCUGGGCCCCGCCUCGGUGGUGGUCCAGGCCAARCCCGGAACCGAUUGGAUCCACGAUCGGUGGCAGGCUGCAUCGGACAUGCACGGAUCAAACAUCCCGGGAGCCCACUGGAUACAGCUGGAGUUCAAGGACGUUGGUGGCGGCGUGGUAGCGGACAAGAUCGUCCUGGACUGGGAGACCGCYUACGCCGACAAGUACGUUCUAGAAGCAUCGCUGGAGCCCUUUGGGAACGGCAACGAACACGACUCGGUAGGAAACGGGAAGCAGCAGCAGCAGGGGACGGUUUGGACCCUGUUCGACGGGAGGAACCCGGGCCACGCCAGGGACAUGAAAUCGGUAUCCGAAUCGGGCCAGAGCCCCGGUGUAGAGGAAAAGCGUCCCCUGCACGUGGUGCACGAGAUUCGGUUGUCCGCUGCCACCGACGAGGCGGUCCGCGCGGUGAGGCGGAGGCCCUUUCGCUACCUGCGGCUGCACAUUUUGAAAUCGAAAACCGGCUGGGGGGUCUCCCUGUGGCAGUUUGAUGUGUACGGAUUCCGCAGCGACGAGUUGCUGACGUCGCGGUAGACAAAUGCYGGCGCGUUGUAAUGUUGAUGAAGGAUGAGAUCCUCGUUYCGCAACGAGGUGGUUCAAACAUGUGCACAGGUGCGGCUCGCCGCCAAAUAACAAAGCCGAUUGAAAAUCGAACAAACGUUUGCUCGAAACUUGUCUAUUUCAUUGUCCUCGGUCACAUUCGAUCGGUACAUCGCUGCUGUCCACUUUGGUGAAUGUUUCCAACAAUCAAAGAGCUCGCACAGUACUAGAAGAGAUYCGAUGAUCGAUAGGAACAGAGGUGACUCCCUACAUCGAUGACGAAGCGCCAUGGACGAAGCAUGACUCGCUUGUGCGCAUAGCAUGUCUUUGUAAGCGCGGAAAAUAAAAUAGCGGAGGUCGUUGCUUCAAUACUGCACCUGAUAAUGCGGUGGCUUACCAUGAAAUCGUCAAAUCAGAUCCAAAAGGGGAUACUUGCACUCCGGCACUCGCACCGCAUUCCUACUCCAUGGACUCUGCCAACCAACUGUCCAAAACCGAAUGACGCAAGUGCAAGAACUUUUUCUUGUCGGAGCGAGGUUUGUUGCUUCUUGUUCUCUGYAUUUCCUUAAGUGUGUUUUUCAUCGAACAGUGAGUCAAAGACGGUCCUUUCUGGGCCCUGGAAUAAUAACUAGAUAAAUGUUUCUUUAGGGUGCAAUAUGCAGUCAACGAAUCUAAUAACAAUAACAAUACUAAUAAUCAAAUAAUAAGCAAUAU
Molecule: messenger RNA, 2574 nt
Organism: Pseudo-nitzschia multistriata
Lineage: Eukaryota; Bacillariophyta; Bacillariophyceae; Bacillariales; Bacillariaceae
Source: the annotation of a GenBank genome assembly